Homalodisca vitripennis (glassy-winged sharpshooter) is the source of this 540-nucleotide messenger RNA. RefSeq lists its product as uncharacterized. NCBI's taxonomy places the organism in Eukaryota, Metazoa, Arthropoda, Insecta, Hemiptera, Cicadellidae. The coding region runs from base 3 to 380 and encodes 125 amino acids. The transcript has 2 exons. The record is from RefSeq and is a predicted model, not a curated record.
UGAUGGGCGGGGGUGGGGGGAGUAGGAGAGGCAGUCUUCACUCUACAGAACAGUUCAGUGUCCCCGGAACCCCCCUGCAGAGUGAAGAUCUUGCCAGAAUGCCUCCAACACCUUCCACUACCGAAGAAUCCACAACGGACUCCUCCCUGCCAUGGGAAAACUCCACCAUGAGUGACAUCCUGUCCACCUUACUUCCGGCCAACUCAUCGGCAGAAUCCACCGUGUCCCCGAUGGAGGAACAGAACCUCAAGAAACUGCACGAGUUCCAGAUAAUUAAGGCCGUUGUGUUGGCAACGGUGACGGUCAUCAUCAUGUUCUCAGUAUGCAAAAUGGUCUUCCAGCUCUUCAUCAGAUACUCGGGAAAGCAGGACGAUAGAUGAACUUUUUAAAGCCGUUUCCAUUUCUUACUCUAAGAACUUGUCAGCAAGUCUCUUCAUUGUUCCUAUAAAGUACUAUUGUAUAUAAAUAUAAUUUGUGUAAGUGAAUUGUACAGCGUGUUUAUUAUUAUUAACUCUUGUCAUUAUACUUUGAGAAGUAAAA